Symbiodinium necroappetens is the source of this 1945-nucleotide messenger RNA. NCBI's taxonomy places the organism in Eukaryota, Dinophyceae, Suessiales, Symbiodiniaceae. The record is from the annotation of a GenBank genome assembly.
GCUGGAUAGUGCAGCGAUCCUCACAUCUGAGUGUUGCUGUAGGAGUCAGCACACGGUAUGGGUGGAGAAUGCGGAGGGCAAGCCAGAGUUACGAUUAAGGCUGCCAGGCUAUCAUAAGCGAGAUGGCCCACCUAUUGUGAAGACACUGGAUUACAUGGGUAUCGUGCUGUGCUACUCCUCCUACGAGGAGCUUACCAUGACCAAGCGACUGGGGGUGGCGCAGGGCAGCUUUGACCGCCUCCGCAAAAUCUUGCACAAUCGACGGGUUCUCACCAUACCACAGCGACUCAAGCUUUGGCAAACCAUUGUAUUACCUGCUGCCACAUAUGGUUUAUUGAUUACGGGGCUCACCAAUGUGAGCAUGGAACGCUUUCAUGGCAUGAUGCUUCGUCACAUACGCUCUAUCUCGAACAGUCCACUGCACAUUCAUAGAGAGUCCAACUGGGACUUGGGGGUAAGACUUGGCAUAGAUCUCCCUGUACAUUACCUCAAGAAGCUGUGCACAGGUCGAAUCCAGAAGCUUGCACACCAAUUGCAGCAUUCGUCGGAUGCCAUGAUGAAUCACUUCACUUUGGACCAGAUGCUCAAGCGCACUGCAGGCCAGCUGACUCAGCUGGAGCUGAAGUACCAACCGAGCCAAUCUGGGGCCACACCCUCAGCAGGCCUUUCAGGGGAGUCUUUUAAGUGCAAAGAGUGUGACAGGACCUUCACCACGCAGGCCUCUUUGCGGCAGCAUGUCAGCAAGGUGCACACCGGAAAGAAAAAGACCACUAUUUUGCUUUCGGAUGAGAAUGCGGAGUGCCGCCAACAUGCAAAAGACGGCAUGCCUAUCUGUAAGCACUGUGGUGAAGAGUUUCGGCGCUGGAGUGGCCUGAAGCGCCAUAUUACACUUGAUCGCUGCAGCGUUUAUCGGUUGCAGUCAGCAGAGGGUCGAGGAGCUCAGUCAGGUGACGCACAGGCUGGGGCGGAGCCAUCACACCAGCCACCAGUGGUUUCUCAAGCCGAGUUUCAAAAAGAAUUCACUGCAGGUGGUCUACAGGACUUGUGGACUCGAUACGGGUCUCGAGCUGAGAAGCUUGCCGAUCUGCCACCACCCUCCCAGAGCGAGCUUCAGAUGUAUGGAGCGUUUUGGGGGCCAUCGAAACGCAAGGAAGAACCCAACCACACGGAGGCCGAGGAACAGACGCAGAACAAACAUCCCAAACUGCAGAUCGACGCCAAGUCCUCGGCACCGGCACCGAAGAGAUCAGCCAAACCAGGCAAGGGACAGGGACACAAUGCUCAGAAGGAUCGCUCAAAGCCGAGCGCAGGGCACAAUCCCAAGAUGGACCAGAUGUUCAUCAUGAUGGUGCGACUUCUUUUGCGCCACGAAGACGCCCUUGCCCUGAGCAGGGCGGACCAGGGAUAUUGCCUUUUCCUUCGCACGGCGGAGACGCCCGGAGACCAUCGUACGAGGCAGCCGCUGAGAGUCAUCUUGCUCAGCCUGGUCAUACAGGAGCUGUGCGAUCGCAUCCAAAAGAUCGUAAACGACCCCGACCUCCUCGAGCAGGCCAAGGCAAAUCAGAUGGUGGUCCUUCAACAGGACAAACCAUACUGGAACUACUUGGGGUACGACGUGAGGAACAACAAGGAAACGGUGGAUGCGGACACAUCCCCGAUGGAGCACGAUCGAGUGGUGCGGCGCCUUCAAGAUCUACGCCAGAGCUGCACCGCGGACAUGAUCCUGCGCUUCCACAGUCACCGACCUCUGGAGGAGAAGAUGGACAAGGACGUAGUGUUGAUGGUCUUGGAGGUGUCAGCCACCAGCAAGGACGCUCACAUUAUGCACUCACAACUCCGCGACCUGUGUCACAAUGCAGUCUUCAAGCUCAUAGGUGGCAGACUACGCAGAGAGCGGAUUCAGCGCUCCCCACUGGCCAUCAAGUUGGCGGAGCUCCUGGACUGA